UUGAAGACAAACGAUUUUUAAGUUUUUACGAUACGACUAGAUUAGAUUCAUUAAUAGAACUUAAAAUGGACAAACUAUUGGUUAUAGCGAAGUUUAAAGAGAGACCAGAUAGGUUAUUUUGGCGAAUGUAUGAGUUCAAUUUUGACAAGUCUAUCGAAGAAAAAUCUAUUUCUGAAAAAAGAAAAAUAAAAAUUAUAUAUGAAAAAUACUUAAGAAAUAAAACACUACCAAAUUACCGGGACAUUGCUGUCAGAGAAUUCAAUUUAGCAAUGAAUUCAAUACACGUAGAAUAUCAUUUUGGCGAAGGACAAAUUACACGACCGGGUAGAUUGUUUCAUAAACCUUUGGUAAGUGGCAAAGAUAUUCAGUUUGAUGAAGACUUAGUAAUUGAAAAUGAAGUAUAUCCAUAUGAAAAUAAACUAAAACCAUUUGAAGCGUAUUUAAUGCUUAAAGAUAUGAUGGAAGCCGAGUAUGAAGCACGUCGUGAUUUAUCUCGAUUGGAGACCAAUGUUUCUUCUAUUUUGAAAACACGUAUUAGUGAAUGCUUAAAAUUUCAAUUGAUUGUGGAAUCUCUUGAUUGGGAUAGAAAUACAAAAAAUAAGCAACUUCUUCAAAAUGAAAAAGAUAAAGUACGAGCGUUUAAAAAAAGAGAAAAAGCUAAACAGAUUGAAUAUGCUUUACCAUACCUAGAAGUAGCAACGAAACCUUUGACGGAGCAAUCAGCAAAAAUUAUACGAGACAAGAUUAUUUCAGAUUUUAGACAGUCAACUAAAUAUCAAUUUGUGAAAGCAAGAAAUAGUUUAAUUAAGAAGCAAUUUGCACUUAAAUCAAUGAUGAAUUCGUUAGAAAGUGAUGUAUUUGAAAAUAUUGAACAAAAAAAAAAGAUGACGACUUUGUGUUCAACUCUAAAAAGCAAAUUGGAUAUGUUAUUAUUAAAAAUGGAAAGAUUUAAAGAAAAACAGAUUGAAAAAUAUAAUAAUUUAGCUUUAUAUUUA
Molecule: messenger RNA, 995 nt
Organism: Daktulosphaira vitifoliae (grape phylloxera)
Lineage: Eukaryota; Metazoa; Arthropoda; Insecta; Hemiptera; Phylloxeridae
Exons: 5
Biological process (GO): flagellated sperm motility
Cellular component (GO): motile cilium
Source: RefSeq, a predicted model, not a curated record